Molecule: messenger RNA, 504 nt
Organism: Ixodes scapularis (black-legged tick)
Lineage: Eukaryota; Metazoa; Arthropoda; Arachnida; Ixodida; Ixodidae
Product: tachykinin-like peptides receptor 86C
Exons: 1
Coding region: 1-504 (167 amino acids)
Biological process (GO): G protein-coupled receptor signaling pathway
Cellular component (GO): plasma membrane
Molecular function (GO): tachykinin receptor activity
Source: RefSeq, a predicted model, not a curated record
AUGGUGCUGGACGUCGUCGAGCCGUUCAUCAACAGCACGGACGGUGCCGCGGACAACCUGUCCCUAAUAUUAGGGAUGUUGCCCGACGUGCUGAACGCCUCAUCAAAGCUCUCCGUCAUCGAAGUGGGCAGUGAGCGUCAGUGGGUGCUUCCUUGGUGGGUACAGCUCAUCUACGGACUGCUCUUCGGCUCCAUGGUUAUGGUGGCCGCCCUAGGGAACGCCAUCGUGGUGUGGAUCGUGUUGGCUCACCGCACCAUGCGCACGGUGACCAACUACUUCUUGGUCAAUCUGUCGAUCGCAGACGCCAUGACGGCGACCUUCAACGCCAUCUUCAAUUUGGUGUACAUGCUGGAGAGCCACUGGGCCUUCGGGAGCACCUACUGUGUGUUCAGCAACUUUGUGGCGAACCUGACGGUGUCUUCGUCGGCUUUUACCAUCGCGGCCAUGAGCAUAGACAGGUACGUCAGGUCAGGUUUAAACAUUUCCUUUGCCGUUCUCGAGUAA